This is a messenger RNA of Cutaneotrichosporon cavernicola, 2256 nucleotides long. RefSeq lists its product as uncharacterized. The transcript has 3 exons. NCBI's taxonomy places the organism in Eukaryota, Fungi, Basidiomycota, Tremellomycetes, Trichosporonales, Trichosporonaceae. The coding region runs from base 1 to 2256 and encodes 751 amino acids. The record is from RefSeq and is a predicted model, not a curated record.
AUGGCACCCACCUCCUCACAAGUCCUAGGGACGUCACCACUGUCCAACCACUUCGCAGCCUUGUCUCCAGAGAUGAUCCACGCUUCGCUUGAGGACCCAGAAAUGAACGCCAUCUUAGGCCUCGCGCCGCCUCGUGCUGGGAUUGCGUCGUCGGCGUCUACCCGUACCACCUCUGAACCACCCUCCAAAACCAAGGGCCCCUUGAAGGUAUACACUUGCACCGAGUUGCUCCGCCUCAGUGGCCGGGCAAGAUCACCCAAGCUGCCACCUUUUGAGAGCUGGUUCGGGACUCCUGCUCCGGCUGGCGCGCGCGUCGACGACCCCGCGAUCGCGAGCAUCAACGCAUCCGGCGGCCGCCGAGCGGGUGGCGCUGGCAGCUUUGGAGAAGGCUUUGGCUUUGGCGGAGGCAUCGGCAUUGGCGGCCGCGGCCUCGGCCGUGGAGGGACACGUAACGUCGGGUUGCGCCGCCAGCAGCAGCAGGACAACCCCAAUAUUGACCCCGCUAUUGUUGAGCAGGGUCGCGGCAACUUUGGUGGCCCGAUGGGCAAGUUCUCUAUGCGGCCGUCCGGAGAGCGCGGAAUGCGCCUUGGUGGCGAAGAGGUGAGGCAGCACCGCGAUGGUGACAAGGGCGACCGCGACCGGCGGCGACGAGACGAUGGCGACUGGCGCCGCGGUGACCGGCAGCAGCAGCCUCCCCUGCACCAUAAUCGCAACGGGGAGGGUUCGCGCCGUGGACCACCGGGCUUCAGCGGCCCACGCUACGACGACGACAGCAUCGAGCCGGCAUGGAUGAGCGACGAUGUCCCCGCUAUCGAGGACCCCGCUAUUGCCUCCAGCUCGGCUGGAGAAACAGCCGUAGACGGUCUCGUCCAGUUCGUGCCUGGCCAGGACAUGAUUGCGGCCCACAAGCGCGCCAUGAAGGCCCGCGCGGCAGGUGGCGCAGGGCAGGACAAUUGGCGUGCGUCCGACAAGAAUUUGGUUUCCUUCUUUGGUGGCCAGGAGGCCGCCGCUGCGCCGCCCCCUACGCCACCCAAGCCCAAGGAAGUCGACCAUCGCAGCUACUUCAAGAAGCGAAAUGUGAUCGAUGACGAUGACGACGAGUCAGACGACAAGAACGAGCCGAGCUCACAGGCCUUCCAGAGCCGCUUCCAGCGGUUCUUCACGCAGGAGACUGUUGCGUCGACAGUCCAGCCCGUUCCCCAGAUGGCACACCGUGCACCUUCUCCCCAGGCACCCAUGCCACCACCGCAGAUGCGUCCAAGCCCGAUCGUACGUGGCCCGUCUGAGCCUCAGAAGCCGUUGCCAAGCCCCGGCCCUCAGAAUGCCGAGGACCACCUCGCCAAGCUCAUGGGCGUUCUCUCGACGAGGAGUAUCAGCCCCGCGCAGCCGCGCCCUGCUUCCGCAGAGAUGGCCCAGCAGCGCAUGCCGCCAAACCUCGGACAUCUCCCUCCCUUCCCUGGCGACCAGUACCCUCCGCCACCACCUGGCCUCCACUAUGACUAUGGUCACUCGCCAACUGAGGCUCCCAGCGACUACAACCGCCCGACUGCACCCAACGAUUACAACAACCUGUCACACCACCAGACCUCGCGUCGCGACAUGAGCCCAGAGCGGCCGGACAUGCCUCCUCACAUGAUGCCCCCACCGCAGCACCGUGGCAGCCACUACUCGAGCCCUCCUCCUGGCGCUGAUCCUCGCGGGUACCCGUUCCCAGGCCAACGUGGCCCGCCUCCGCCACCUGGUCCCGGCUACCCGCGUUCCCCGAUGGGCGAGCUUCCUGCCAACGGACCUCCUCCCUUCUACGACCGCAUGGGCGGCCCUCCUCCCGGCGUAGAUCUCCUCCAGAUGCUCCAGCGCGGCCCGCUCCCUCCUCCGCCCAUGGGCAUGCUCCCACCUCAUCCAAGCAUGUACGGUCCUCCGCCACCCGGCGGUCCCGGAGGCCAUGGCCCGUCACCGGAUGAUCUCCUGCGCAAUCUCCAGGGCGGCGGUCCGAACGGUCCUCCACCCGGCCUCCCGCAGUACAGCCGCCCGCCCAUGGGCCCCGGUGGACCCGGCUACGGUCCCCUCCCGAUGCAGGGCUUCCUCCCUCCGCAUGCUCCCCAGUUCUACCAAGGCGGCGGCGCUCCCCCUGGCCCUCCCCCAGGCAUGUCGAUGGGACCUGGUGGGCCCCGCCCUCCUGGCAUGAUGCCCUACCCCGGCGCGCCGAACCAGGACAUGCUCGCGGCGCUCCUCGGCCCGCGCACUAAUGGCCACUAG